UUUUUGAAAGGACAGAUGAAGAUCAUUAAGCUUUAUUUUUACAAAUUUACACAAUGCUGCCAACAGCGAUUUCCAAAAUGCGCCAAUCUUUGCUGGUCCGACAGUUCUCCCACCAACGAAGUCGUUCGAAGUCUGCUACUUUAUUUUUACGGUUUACUUUUGGGUGGUUUGUUUUGGAGAUUUGUUCUGCUGAACCUCGGAUUGUCAUCUGAUUUCCAGUUUGUUGUGGGUCUGGUGAUAGCUUUAAUUCUUGGUUAUGGCUGUGCGUUGUCAGUUCAAAUGCGUUGCUACAGCUUGCUUUGUCUAACGGGCUUUCUAGGAAAAGCUGGCCGAAGUAUGCUAAAAGCUAUUGUAUUAACAUGCAUUCUCACUGGGCCAAUCAACAAUAUCAGUUUGAACGCACGGGAAGUUGUAAGAGUGUUCACAUGUUCCACGGUACUAACGUACAACUUGAGCAAAACUAGAUUCGAGCUAAUGGCGAAGCCCUUUCAAAAUGCACUGCUAGGAAGCAAAGAUAAUUUGGAACAGGUAAAAGAUGAGUUUGUGGUUAUUGUGGAUAUCAUUGAGCCAAUUGAAAAAGAAAUCGAAGGUUUUGACAAUGAAACGAAUGUUCGUCAUAAACGAGGAACGAAUAACCCUGAUUAUGAACAAUAUCGAGAACAUUACGUGAAAAAGUUGAAGAAACGUUGUGAAGCCCAGUUGAGCAAAGGCAUCACCCGAUGCGAGCAGACGUUCCAGAAGGUGUACGACGAUUGCCACGAGAAGCUCCCGAUAUUAGUAAACUAUCUUCUUUGUUGGCCUAUGAAACUUGAUAUGAUGUGUGGUGCUGGUAAAAUGUUUGGAAAUCAAGAUGAAAUAUGCUCACCAGAUGGCGUAGUGGAUUCAGAAUUUGGUCAAGAUUAUGGUCAGCUGAAAAAUGAAAGAGAACGCUUGGUAGGAGACUUGAAGAACGUCAGUAUACAGUAUGAAUUCGUUGACAUGGAACAGCAUGAAGGAUAUUUGACUGCCAAGGAGACAAGUAAAGAAAUUAAGAAAGAAUUCGAACGCAAGAAGGAAUCCUUCGACAUAACAGUAUAUAUUUUGGAAAAGAUAUUUGCGUUUAUGAUUCUUAGAGUUACCCUGAACGCGUUAUCCUUUCACCAAAACUAUCUGAAAAAGAUUGACUUUGAAAACCAUUACAUAACAGAUUACUUCAAUCAUGUGGAUCAAAGAAGAGCUCGAUAUGGAAAGCUACACAUUUUGCCUUUAAGAAGAAUUGAACGACCAUUUUUAGUUGAUCUUGAAUCAGCUGCUUGCACUCGCCUCGAGCUUAGAAAAAUUAUCCUUCAUCUUAUGACGCUCCUCCUUCAAGGUAUAUCAGCAGCCGUUUUCAUUCUAUUGGAUACACUAUUUUACGAAACGCUGGACAUUGUAUCCAUGCAUUCUAAAGUGGAGUUCAAACAAGAAGGACAUCACGAUGUGAACGUUACCGUCACUGGAACAGGAGUCAUAGCGAUGAUGGUUAGAAGGUCAGUAGAAGGUUUUAAAACUCAGGUUAGACUGAACCUGGUAACAUCCAAUGAAGAAUGCUUGCCUCGGCCGUCUAAAUUGGAAACUUGGAGCUUGGUGAAAAUCUACUUACUUCUGCUGGGUGUUGCAGUUCUAGUACUGAAUGAAGCUUACAUAAAUAGAUUCAGACGUUUGAUUUGCGCUUGGUUUUACCCGAAACGGGAGAAGCAGCGGAUUCUAUACCUGUACAAUCGUAUGCUCAAGAGGCGAAAGCAGUUGCAACGAUUGCUGAUGGAAAGGCUCAGAGAACACAUCCGGGAAAUUAAGUAUGCUUCAAAGUUGGAUUUUCUCGGCCAAUUGAAAUUAUAUUUUCCUGCUUGUUGUGGCUGGUUAAGCAUUUUAAACAAAAGGUCGUGUAGUAUAUGUGAUUAUAAAGGUGCAGCUCAUUUAAAUGAGUGUCAGAGCUUUACAUGUUUUCUAGUAUACUGCGAAGAAUGUUGGCAAGAUGUAGAGCAAAAAUGUCUGGUGUGCGAGUAUGAGUCGGUUUUAGGUCACAAGUAUUCAAUAGAUAAAACUAUUUCAUAAAAAUAGCUUUGGGCGUUUAUCUAAUAUAAGUAUACUAUUACAUACUCCGAAGAGGCUGUGGAGCAAUACUUUUCUGAUUCAAAUUCCGGACCGCAUCAA
Aedes aegypti (yellow fever mosquito) is the source of this 2172-nucleotide messenger RNA. RefSeq names its product DC-STAMP domain-containing protein 1 (gene snky). Bases 16 to 2073 code for a protein of 685 amino acids. The transcript is spliced from 3 exons. The record is from RefSeq and is a predicted model, not a curated record. NCBI's taxonomy places the organism in Eukaryota, Metazoa, Arthropoda, Insecta, Diptera, Culicidae. Gene Ontology annotation, cellular component: membrane.